CACAGCGAGAAGAAGCAGAGCUAAGGAAAAAAAUCGUGUGCUUCUAAGAAAAGAUUAUUUUAUAUUUAGCAUUGAUACAUACUAUGAGGACAAAACAGUGAGAAUAGGAAGACACAGUGCGAUAAAAAUACGGAUAGGAAUACAUAACAAAAUAGGACAUUAUAUUGUGAAGUUGUGGUGGCUAUAAAAUAUUAUUUAUUCUCUACAAUGGUUGUAACGAUUGAAAGGCAAAUGAACAUGAUCCAGUGUACACUCGUCGGUGACGGCAUGGUUGGCAAGACGUGUCUGUCCCUGGCGUUCGCGCGUUCGUCUGCACCGGCGCUGGGCGAGUACGUGGCCACGGUGUUCGAGAACUAUGCCGGAAAGAGCAGCGUUAACGGCGACGACUAUACCGUUAGCAUCUUCGAUUCCGCAGGACAGCAUGACUACGAAAGUCUGCGACGCUUUACGUAUGAGGACAGUGAAGUGUUUGUCGUCUGCUACUCGACGGUCGACAGAGACUCUUUUGAGAGCGUCCGCGAUUUCUGGCUGCCGGAAAUGAAGAAAAACAUGAAUCGAAAGCGUCCAAUCAUCCUUGUGGCGACACAGACGGAUCUCCGGAACACCAUGGACUAUGACUGCGAUGUUCCGGUAUCCAUUACCGAGGGAACGGAAUUAGCGAGGGAAAUCGGCGCGCUCACGCAUGUGGAGUGCUCGGUCAAUUCUCCGAGCUCGGUGAAGGCCGUGUUUGCGGAAGUGGUUCAGGCCGCCUUGAAGUACCGGAAACGGAAGUCGAACAUUGUCAACAAAUUCCUGGGCAGGUGAGCGCCCAUGUGUGUAAUUAAGACAUUCCUCAUUCUGUCAUCCCAACAGAACAAUGAUCAUGCGUAAGGUGGUACUUCGAGAAUGGAUCGGAAUCUCAGACUGUAAAGCAUUUCGUGAUUUCGCCGCAGUCGACGAACGCUUCGAGGCGGAGUUACUUGGUGUUUGAACCUCAGUACAUUGGCAUCAUUGCGCGUGUCGUCUUGACGUUCCGAGAAGGGAAAUAAAGCGAUUUGUCUAUCGUUAUACUUGUAUGCGGGACUGUCCGUGUGUGUUUAAUUGUCAUAAUCAAUUAGCUCGCUGGGUAGAUGACUACGAAUCCAGUUCGUGGACAAUCUCGAUAAUGACAAUUAAGGGCUGGUUGUCUAAUACGAUUGAUGUGCUAAUUAGUUUGACAACGAGAGAUCGGGUCGAUAAUUAGUUGGCUAACAAAUAAGUGGACUACAUGUCAACUCUGACCACUUGUUAAUGCUGGCAAAUCGACAUAAGUUGUGCCGAUAUAUGAUGUUCACUUAUGCCACAAUGUAAUUACAGUAUUGUGUACAUGUCUAGUCCAUUAAUUGUUUUUGUUAAAUAAAAACAAACUGUCAGAUCUCAGUAUUGUCAAGCUUACUGUAACAAAUCAAUGUAGCUUUCUUUGUAAAUUUAAACUGUAAAAUAAAAACAGUACAUGUUUAAGAAUCUGUAUUUUGUCUUCUGUUAAUAUAUAAAUAUUUGAUGCAACAUAUAUCUCAAUAAAAACAGUAAUACAUAUUAUAACUUUGGUUAAGAAAUUAGUAAACGUUUCAGUUUAAUAAACAUUUCACUAAGCACGUAUAUUCACGAUGAUUGUUAUAAGAAAAUGUCAAAGAUUUAAUUGUACCUAUUACGUUUUUCAAACAGCCAGUCAGAAUGUUGUAUUUAUAAUGGGUUAUUGUUAAUGGCGACAUUUUACAUUCCGAAUACCGCUUGGUUUUGACAAGCUCGAUGUUAUUUCAUUACAACGGAAACUCGAGCUAUAUGACUUUGCUUAAUUUUGACACGGUGACAUUGGCGGCAGUUUAAUUUGCUUCCUCAUAUUUUAAUUUACAGCUUUCUGAUUAUAAAUUGAUUAAGUGAGAAAUGUAAUAUAACACCAUAAAAAAUGUUAUUUUUAUUGUUUUUGUUGUUAUUGCCACAAUUGUGUUGAUUUUGAAAUGAAAAUAAUUCUAUAUGAUUUAAAAUAUUAAAUGAAAAUUUUGCAAAA
This is a messenger RNA of Dreissena polymorpha, 2026 nucleotides long. Its product is annotated as cell division control protein 42 homolog. Gene Ontology annotation, molecular function: GTPase activity; GTP binding. The coding region runs from base 208 to 804 and encodes 198 amino acids. The record is from RefSeq and is a predicted model, not a curated record. Lineage: Eukaryota; Metazoa; Mollusca; Bivalvia; Myida; Dreissenidae. Gene Ontology annotation, biological process: small GTPase-mediated signal transduction. The transcript is spliced from 2 exons.